GUUCUCCGAAGCUCGAGCUGGACUUGAACCUGCAGCAGCAGGCCAACGCCGAGAUGGUGUGGUGGAACCUCGGAUAUCUGGCAGAAAACGCGGCUAAAUAAACCAAACCCUCCCCCGCGAACCUGAGUUUCGGCAAACCAAACCCAAGGUACAAGCAUUGAACUUAGUAUUAUUCGCCCGGAGCAACCACGGCGCGGCCUGGCGGGAAUAAUAUUUAAAUUUAAAUAUUCCCCCCCCGUCUCCGCCUGCAGCCAUUUGGCUAACAUGCUUUCCUCCCGAUGUUGCCAAUUCCCGUCAAAUGCAAAUCAGCUUCGCAACGUUCUGCGAUUAACCCUCGGCGGCUUUAGGGGUAGUUGCCCUCCUACUACGAAAUAUACCAGUGCGCCAAAUUAUUUGUAUCUUCGGCCCGCGCACAGAUUCAACCAGAAAGCUACUUACUUGACGGUUCGGAGAUUACCACAAUAUCGAAGGAUGGCCCCUCCAAAGAAAAAAGGGGUUGAUCGCUCCAUGCCAAAACCGAGCGCAAGCGUAAUCCUUAUCUCUCCGCAAAACGAAGUGCUAUUGCUGCACCGCGUUCAAAACUCCUCGUCCUUCCCGUCAGCUCAUGUGUUUCCCGGAGGAAACAUAUCUUCGCAAGAUGGCGAUUUCCCACCAGCAGGCCACCCGGACAGUCACGAUGAAGGCCCCCAUUAUCGAAGAGCGGCGAUCCGCGAACUCUUCGAAGAGAGCGGUAUCCUCCUCGCAAAAAACAAGAGAACCGGCAAAAUGAUCCACGUAAACGUGGACGAGAGAGAGAUAGGGAGACAUGCAAUCCACAAGAACAAAAUUACGUUCAACAAGUGGCUAAAGAGCAUAGAUGAAGCUGCAGAACCAGACAUUGACCCCCUCAUUCCGUUUACACACUGGAUAACGCCAACCACGAACCCCAGACGCUAUACAACACAGAUGUACCUCUACUUCCUCCCGUUGUCCUCAGAGUCCAAAAGCAUCAUCGGCAGCGAAGAGAGUGAAGUCCAAGCGCCGACAUCUGAUGGCGGGAUAGAGAUCACGGAGGCCCGAUUCCUCCCCGCAUCGGAGUGGUUACGGCUCGCCAAGAAUGGGAAUGCGAUAAUGUUUCCCCCGCAGGUCUUCCUACUCUCAUUCGUCGCCCAAUUCCUCGAGAGGCCGGGGGAAAACGCGACUGAUGUCUCCAAAGAGGAGUCUGCCAGACGCCGGUCUGAAUUUGUCGACUUUGUGCAUUCGGGGUCACCGCCCUGGACCGAUAAAUAUAUCUCCCCGGUAGCUAUUGGGCAGGUCCCAGAUGGACGAAACAUCCUCACUUUGGAUUACGUCGGGCCUGAACUUCAGGGCUCUGGAAAGAAGGGGGAGCCGGAUAGGGUAGUGCUAGUGCGCUUUCGCAAAGAGGGGCCGAGGGAGGUGGAGAUUCGCUGGAGGAUUGAGGUGGUUGUGCCUGAGAAGAAACUUGCAAAGAGCGCCCUAUGAGAUUGAAGUUGCUGUUUUUUUGUUAGUAAAGAUACCUAUAUGUAGACCGUAAUUAGAAACUACAUGUACACUCUUGGUUAAACUACAUUCCUACAAAGGCUUCUACCGGUUCGAGUCAGUCGGUAAGAGGUUGCCUGGUCUUGGCAGUGCCGGUAAUGGUCGAAGAAAUGCGACAAAUUACCACGCACCUUAGACCCUAACCGCACGACCUUCCAAACCUAAAAUCUCUGCCCCUA
Blastomyces gilchristii SLH14081 is the source of this 1718-nucleotide messenger RNA. Its product is annotated as NUDIX family hydrolase. The coding region runs from base 265 to 1482 and encodes 405 amino acids. The record is from RefSeq and is a predicted model, not a curated record. Gene Ontology annotation, molecular function: hydrolase activity, acting on acid anhydrides, in phosphorus-containing anhydrides. The transcript has 3 exons. Gene Ontology annotation, cellular component: mitochondrion. NCBI's taxonomy places the organism in Eukaryota, Fungi, Ascomycota, Eurotiomycetes, Onygenales, Ajellomycetaceae.